AUGUCCCAACAUGCGCUGCAGGCAUCAAGGAUCGUCCGUUAUCCUCGGACGUACGGACCGAUCUACCGUCGGCCGACGACGGAACACGCCAACCGAACACAACAGUUUAGCUCGUUGAUUAGUCAGAACAACCAGGAACAAAAUCUGCCCAACCCACAAACGACUUCCGCGUCGGAGCCGCCGCCUUCGGAAAUCAGAAAUCAGAGUUCUCGUCCAGGGACAAUCGGUGAAUCGGACGCAAGCGACCAAGCUCAUAGGGGCGGUGGGGAUGUCCCGGAAAAUGCUGAGAAAGUUCAUGUCACGAAGUUUGUCCAUAAAAUAACGCUACAGGACCUGAAAGAGGCCUUGGAUUGGGUCCUUAAAAAUUUGGGAAAACCCGACUGUUGGUCGGCGAAUUCACAAAAUCUGAACGACCCAAAGAUGACCGCGUCUAAAGUGGGUUCGAACGGAUUUAUCAUUGCGCCUUUUGACUGCACGUGCACGCCUACAGCACACAACAAUGUCGUGACGAUCGCCGGCCAGAACGAGGACGAAACACUUGCCGCAGUACCAGCGGAGAGCGAUUGUCGGGAGUCACCCGUUUACAUCUACGAGACUGCGUGCAGUGGCAGGGAGCAUGUGGUCAGUCCCCCUCAACCGAAUCUUGUAAGAAGAAGCCAUUCGAGAAUAUGGGAACAAGGUGGUGGAGGGGAGAAUGAGAACGGAAGGCAAAACUCGGAGAGAGUUCAGGAAUCGGUUGUCGAAACCAUCGCAGUGAACAUGUGCACUUCAGCAACAAAUGUGUGCAGUGGGGACAGCGGAC
Lymnaea stagnalis (great pond snail) is the source of this 802-nucleotide messenger RNA. The record is from the annotation of a GenBank genome assembly. Lineage: Eukaryota; Metazoa; Mollusca; Gastropoda; Lymnaeidae.